AAAAGAAAUGUCACUUUUUUCAAAAGAUAUGGACAAGAAGGUAGAUUGGUGCCUCUCCUCCCUACUUGGUAGCCUUUGUCAAAAGACCAAAUGGGAAAGGCACAUUCCCACAAAGUUGGUUUUUUUUCCUGCUCAAAUGACUCAGAUGGGCAAUGUGAAGGGUUUGAUCUCUCUAAGAAGAAGAAAAUGGUUUUCAUGGCUUCUGUGGAUGAUCAUGUUUUUGCAGGCAACAAUGGGGGAUGUGGAUGAUAUACCCUCAACAGGUUUACUAUGUGUCAGUAACUGUGCGACAUGUCCACUCAUCUGUUCACCACCCCCGGUAGUUACUUCUUUGCCUUUGCCACCGCCACCGCCACCACCUGAACAGUACUACUCACCACCCCAAUCAUACUAUUUUCCUCAAUCGCCACCACUUUUGCCACCUCAACAGUACUACUCACCACCCCAGUCAUACUACCUUCCUCAACCACCACCACCACCUUCGUACUCUUAUUACACCCCUGUUGCACCACCACCUCCGGCGCCGCCAUCAUAUUAUCUGAACACACCGUUUGCUCCGGCACCGCCUACAAUGAAUGGACCCCAUGACUACUCUUAUCCUUACUAUUUCCUCUAUGCCUCAAAGGAAUUUGACAAGGGAGAAAGGGCAGAUGUAGAAGGCGUGGGGAGAGGAGGGGCACCUAAGUUUCCACUAUCGGUUGAAGUCUUGCAGAUCAGAUAGAGGGAAGAAGGCAGUGUUGCCAUUUUUGCCUCUUCUUUCCUUCUCUUGAUGUAUAUUCUAACCUAAUCUCAUAUAAUAUGGGAAGGACCUGGCUCAGAUAUCCAAUACAGACAAAUAUCACAAGCUGUGAUUGGCAGUGCUGUGACUGCUGUCACA
Macadamia integrifolia is the source of this 877-nucleotide messenger RNA. Its product is annotated as formin-like protein 20. Bases 8 to 721 code for a protein of 237 amino acids. The transcript has 2 exons. Lineage: Eukaryota; Viridiplantae; Streptophyta; Magnoliopsida; Proteales; Proteaceae. The record is from RefSeq and is a predicted model, not a curated record.